Molecule: messenger RNA, 928 nt
Organism: Penaeus vannamei (Pacific white shrimp)
Lineage: Eukaryota; Metazoa; Arthropoda; Malacostraca; Decapoda; Penaeidae
Source: RefSeq, a predicted model, not a curated record
AUGAUAGAGAAGGAGGAGGUUGAAGGCUCAGGUCAGCGGAGAGGUGAGGGAANGAGAGAGAGAGAGAGAGAGAGAGAGAGACCGAAACCCUCUUCUGCUUACAGGUGGAGCAGACGACUAAAGCGCGAAGAAUCCCGGUCUCCCGUGUGCGAACUCUGUGCUUCAGGACGAGACGACCAGUGCAGCGGCAAGUGGCCCUGCAGGCAAGCACCGACGCCCAACCCUUCUCCACCACGAAAGUACAGAAAUAACCGCAGUGGCAGCGAAUGGUCCAACGCCACCCAACUGACUUUUAUCUCUGACGGUCCAGCAGACGGUCCCUACAGCACCCGACGGACGUCCUUCGAUUCCUACGGAUCCAGCGUCUCGGAAGAAUCCUCCGAGUCUUCCGGCCACUUCAUGGAACAGCUGGGGACCUCCACCAUAAGUUAUCCUCCCGCCGGACCACCUGGGAGCUAUCUCUCGCCCUUGGAACUAACUUACGGCCACGAGGACCUUCGCUACGCCCCCGAUUUCGACACGAUCCUGGAGUGUGACGAACGCAGUCCGAGAUCCGAUAAUGCAGUGUCCUUCUUCUAGUCGGGCGUUUGGGCGUCAAUCCUUCCUCUCCUCCUCACUUAGCGAAGGAUGCGAGAGCCGGUGCCUGUCGUUUUAUGUACAGAGUACAGUUAGUCAUUCAUUAGAUCUCUGUCAAUAUAAAUGUUAGAUAUUAAUAUUUGGCCAGUUUUUUGGUCCGGUGUGCAUCUUUUACUUCUUCCUCGAGUUCUAUCAUAAAGUGUUCGUCGUAUUAAGAUAUGCAAUGUUUUUAUUUGUGACAACAAUAUAGUUUAAGGUACCAUUAAAAAUUAACCCUUUUUCGUUUGUCAGAAUGCGUAUUUUUUAAGUACUUUAUAGUUUUACACCUAAGAGUUUGAGCUGAACAACAACA